GGAGAGUCUCAUGGAGCGAUUGCACGAAUUACUAUGGAUAGUCAUCCCAAUUUCGACUGGGAAACCCCAAUGGCCAAUGGGAAAGCACCUUGUUCCCAGAAAAAAGGGGCUCAAAAUGGACGUCUGAAGGGUAAGAAAGAAAGCCCGUAAGAACUCACUAAUAAUUUAAGCCAGGGAUACUCCGCAUCAGACCCAACAGUAUAAAUAGCCCCGAGUGGGCAGGACCAAUUCAUUCUACUCCAGCCGCUUCGACAAUCAACAUCAGCUUGAUUUCCUGUGCUCUCAUCGUUUGUGUCUGGAACUACGCAGAAGCCUUCAAAAUGAAGAUCGUUUUGGGAUUGCUUGGGUUAUUCUGCCUGACGGCUUUGACCCAUGGGGCCAAAGACGAGAGUGAAGAUCUCACCCCUGCUGAGUCCGCCCAGUGGGGCGGGUCUGGAUAUGGGGGCUACCCUGGGGGCGGCUAUGGAGGAUACGGUGGAGGAGGUUACGGUGGCGGCUAUGGAGGCUAUGGUGGUGGCGGCUAUGGAGGCUAUGGUGGCGGCGGCUAUGGAGGCUACGGAGGAUACGGAGGAGGUCAUCGCCAUCAUCAUCAUCAUCAUGGCUAAAUCUUUGGGCAACCAUCUUUUCCCCUUCUACAGUUUCAUCUCCUGAGUCAUCCAUCGGCCGUUUCCAUUCGCAUCGCUCAGCUUAACCACAAAAGGGAGUUAUUUUUGUCAUUACCAAAGAUGAUAUCUUUGUGAUCUUGAAUAAACCUCAGAGAGCAUUUCAUACAUCGUUAAAUA
This is a messenger RNA of Darwinula stevensoni, 782 nucleotides long. NCBI's taxonomy places the organism in Eukaryota, Metazoa, Arthropoda, Ostracoda, Podocopida, Darwinulidae. The record is from the annotation of a GenBank genome assembly.